AUGUCACCAGCUACCGGAUCGUCGGAGUUCCUGUCCCCUUCCUUUGGACAAACUGUGACUCUGGGGCAGGGCAUUCAAUUUAUUUGGACAGUGGCAGGGUGCACGCCCGGUCAGGUGCUGAGCUUUUCUGUGAUUCCCAUGAUGAUUCGAAGCAAAGAGUCAUUGAUGGGCCAGGAGCGGUGUGGAAGCUACAGCAGCAACGGACCUUGA
Cladocopium goreaui is the source of this 210-nucleotide messenger RNA. The record is from the annotation of a GenBank genome assembly. Lineage: Eukaryota; Dinophyceae; Suessiales; Symbiodiniaceae.